AUGAAUGUUACAACGAGAUUUCAACCUUUCGUUUCACAACUAAAAGAUGACCGAUCAAAUAAAUCUUUUAUUUUUCUAUCUACAUCUUGGAUAACUUUGCCUGAUCUUUCAGCUCAAGGUUGCAGAGCGCUCCAGUUCGUUUCACCCAGGGAAGGGAAAGCUCUCGUAAAUCACGUAAUCAAGAACGUUUCGGUCGGAAGCUCAGACGUCUGUGAAAUCGAAUGUUACCUUGACAACCGCUGUUUGUCUUACAACUAUGGUGACCAGGGGAAUGUGCGCCACAAAUGUGAGCUGAGCGAUUCAGACCAUAAACAACAUCCUAAUGAUCUCCAAGAACGGCUGGGAUAUAUCUACCGGGGAACCGAGAAUGAAUGUUCCAGUAACCCGUGCUCUUUAAAUGGUAAAUGUGUCAUCGAUGUAGCUGACAAUAAAUACCGCUGUCACUGUCAUCCAGGUUACUAUGGAGACCACUGCGAACAAGUUGUUUUAGUUGAAUGGAAGAAAAUCAGCGAUGCACCAGUUUGCUUCGGAGCGCGUGAUAACAAAUAUGGAGUAUUCACCAUUAAAGAGAACGGGCUCAUUGACACCUUCAAACUCGUUCACGCAAGCGGCUCCGGCGUAAGAUGCAACUAUUAUACACUGGCAUCCUAUUGGGGUUGUGAGAAUAGACAAGAUGGUCGUGACAUCUUACUGACUGUCAUAACUUUCUCGAAUAACUCAGCUCUUCCGAUUGCGAGUUACUCCAAGGAAGUUGGCAUUAUCGGAGGACUUUGUUCGUACUACACGUAUAAGAUCAAUGGAACUACGUCUGAUUCAAAGGAAUUGAUCUUUGAAGGCCUUCAUUCGCCGCUUUGGGUGACAAUCGGCCAAGAGUUUAGAAUAUGGCAUGGACAAGAUCUGACAGGUUGUAGCGAGAUCAAUAACAGUGGUCAAACUUGUGCCGACGUCUAUGCUUGGUACACGCACUAAACCACUCUCAAUGGCAGUUUUACGCACGGAAGGACGGACGUACGAAUAUGAACGAACGACGAAUGAGCGGACGAAAGAACGCGAUGAAGCAAAACAUUUUUUAUUACCUUUGCAAGAGUUGGUGUAAAUCAAAAAUAAAUAGCGAAAGAAAAGCC
This is a messenger RNA of Pocillopora damicornis (cauliflower coral), 1124 nucleotides long. RefSeq lists its product as uncharacterized. The record is from RefSeq and is a predicted model, not a curated record. Lineage: Eukaryota; Metazoa; Cnidaria; Anthozoa; Scleractinia; Pocilloporidae.